Molecule: messenger RNA, 1506 nt
Organism: Plasmopara halstedii
Lineage: Eukaryota; Oomycota; Peronosporomycetes; Peronosporales; Peronosporaceae
Product: myb domain protein 3r-5
Exons: 4
Coding region: 1-1506 (501 amino acids)
Biological process (GO): regulation of DNA-templated transcription
Cellular component (GO): nucleus
Molecular function (GO): RNA polymerase II cis-regulatory region sequence-specific DNA binding; DNA-binding transcription factor activity, RNA polymerase II-specific
Source: RefSeq, a predicted model, not a curated record
AUGAUGGAGCGCUACCCCCCAUACGAGCGCAAGAAAAUGUCGAGAAAAGCAAAAGCAUCAACAAUCACUACUCGACCUCGUAGUGAAGGUUUGCGAUGGACACCUGAAGAAGACACAUUACUCCGCGAUGGCGUCUGUAAGUUCGGGGGAAAAAAAUGGAAGACCAUAUCUGAACUUCUUGAGCGACGAACUCCGGAAGACUGCAACAAGCGUUGGAAUAAACUGCAAAGUCUUGACUCAGUGGUGAAGCGGCCAUGGACGCAAGAAGAAGAUGCGCAGAUGUUUGAGCUAGUCAAGAAGUAUGGUGCAAGCAAGUGGGCGGUGAUUGCUUCGUACUUGACCGGCCGAAAUGGCAAACAAUGCCGUGAACGCUGGCACAAUCAACUGAAUCCAUCAAUCAAAAAAACGCCGUGGACAGAGGAGGAAAAUGCAAUCAUUUUAGAUAUGCAAGCUCAAUUUGGCAAUUGCUGGGCUAAAAUUACAUCUCGACUGCCUGGUCGAACUGAUAACGCUGUAAAGAAUCACUGGCACUCGUCGCUGAAGACUCAAGCGAAGCGUGAACGAGGAGAAUGUGGGAAUCAACCCGUCAGACGUACUAGAUCGAAAAAGAAAUCAUGCAAGUCCAAGUUGUUUCGUUCUACGACGAAGUCUUCUGACAGCUUUUUCCCAAACACAGAAGUACUUAGUUUCACUGAUCAAAAUGUUGUCGUGGACGUGAUUGGGGCUUCUUUUACUCCAGCUGGUUCCUCAAUGGCCGACUCCAUGGAAAGUGCGGUUAAUUUUUUCGGCACGCCGAUCAUCAAUGAUGACCAGUCCGGAUCCCUUUCUCCAGAUGUUGUAUCGAGCGUCGAUAAAUUAGACCCGUACACUUACGCUCAAUCUCAUCAAGUAGACGUGCAGCGAGCUCAAGCUGUCAUCGACAAUAUUCUCGAUCCAAUGGGAAUGGAUAGUUUUGCUGCCAGGAGUUUAAGCUCGCUUUCAUUACCGGAGGUGUGCUUUAGUCAAGCAACAAUUGACCAUUCUAAGCUGAAGUCUAUGGAAGCAUGGGGUUUAAACAACGAUGAGAUGAGCUGUUCAAGUGACAAAUUGUCCGAGUUGUCUAUAGACACUGCGUUGUCAGCACAGUCUUCUUUCGGCUUGGACGAGUUAUUAUAUGAUUCAUUUCAUGACGUCUGUGGAGACAAUGCGUUUCAAGAAACAAGCGGAGUAGAAUCAUCUGCCGGUCUAAUCUCAAGUACUCCGAUAGGUGAAGUCACACAAGGAAUCAGCCGAUCGAAUUGGGGAGCGUGCGUCACGAAUAUAUCUCCGAAAACGACAAUAACAGAACCGGUAAUACCGUGCGCUCCAUCUCACGUUGGGUCAAACCUGUCGCCCAUCAAUCAAACAGAUUUGAGACUGACAGACGAGUUUUCGUACGAUGGCGAGAUCCAUAAUCUCUUGUCCCAAGAGAGUGGGUAUGCUCAGCAAUUCUCUACGCUCUCGUCUCUGCUCGACGUGGAAGUGUAG